AUGUCUACCACCUCUACCCCAUAUUCUUCCACUUCGACGCCAGCAACACUAGUUCAUGACGGUGCCAUUCACGACUUUGAGGAUCCCCUUCACGAAUACGACACACCACCCACAAUACUAAUGCCGGGCUCAGAACAUCUGCUCAUUUGUACGGCGUGUGGUACACAAUUUGAUGCUGAAGAUCGAUCCAUUCUUACCAGAUGUCGAAUAUGUGAUGAUCCUAGGCAAUUCGUUCCGCCGACUGGUCAAUCCUUCACAACUCUUGCGCAGUUAAAAGCUGGUGGAGAAUAUAAAAACAAAUGGAAACAAUUCGGAGACGAUGAAAGAUUUUGGAAUAUAUGGACCGAACCUAAAUUUGCAAUUGGACAACGAGCGAUACUGAUCAAGACACCGCUUGGAAAUGUUUUGUGGGAUUGUAUAACAUAUUUGGAUGAUGAUACGGUGGAUUGGAUUCAUGGAUUGGGUGGAUUGGCGGCGAUUGUGAUAUCUCAUCCACAUUAUUAUACUACACAUUUGGAUUGGGCAGAGAUAUUUGAUUGUCCAGUGUAUUUGAGUUGGGAGGAUAAGAGUUGGCUGAAUCGACUUGACCGGAUGGGAAAGGCAAGGACAUUUAUCGAGGGGAAAGAGGAAGAUCUUGAGAUACGGGGUGAGAAGACUGGUGUUAAGAUGUUGAAGCUUGGUGGCCACUUCCCUGGGAGUUUAGUGUGUCUCGCUCAUGAAAGAUUACUGGUAGCGGAUACCUUGGUAACGACACCAAGUGCUUUGGGAGAUUGGAGUAAAGGUCCUGGAGGAGGGAAGAACACAAGACCGGAUGGAAUGAAUAGUUAUGCUUUCAUGUGGAGCAUACCCAAUAUGAUACCCUUGAGUGCGGAUGAGGUAGUUGGGAUGUGGGAGGUCUUGAAGCCGCACAGUUUCUCGAGUACACAUGGAGCUUUUAUGAACAUGGAUGUGGUAGAUGGAAGUAAUGGGAGCGAUAAAGGAGUUAAGCAGAGAAUACUUGAAAGUAUGCAGAUUCAAGUGAGGAGAAUGGGUUGGAAUAGCCAUAUUUUCUUGAAAGAGAAUUUGAAAGAGCUGGAAGAAGAGAUUCUAUGA
Sclerotinia sclerotiorum 1980 UF-70 is the source of this 1092-nucleotide messenger RNA. RefSeq lists its product as hypothetical. Lineage: Eukaryota; Fungi; Ascomycota; Leotiomycetes; Helotiales; Sclerotiniaceae. The transcript has a single exon. The coding region runs from base 1 to 1092 and encodes 363 amino acids. The record is from RefSeq and is a predicted model, not a curated record.